GACCCGAUACAGCCCAAAUACGAUGACUUGCCAUCAAAAACUCCAUUUCGAUCUCAAAACCCAAACACUUUUAGCAAAGACAUAUGAACAUCCAGUAAAAAAAUUUCCAAAAAUAAAUUGAGUAAAGAGCUAAUAAUAAUUAACCAUUUAAACUCUACCAGCAGUAGGCAGUAGAUCUCCAUCUCCAUUCCAACAUGGCAGGGGCGGCCUCCGCGCUGUUCCUCCUUGACAUCAAAGGCAGAGUACUCGUCUGGCGUGAUUAUCGUGGUGACAUCACUUCAAUACAAGCCGAACAAUUCUUCACUAAGCUCAUUGAAAAAGAGGGUGAUCCACAGGAUCCUGUAGCAUAUGAUAAUGGAGUGACCUAUAUGUUUAUACAGCAUAAUAAUGUGUAUCUCAUGACUGCAUCGAGGCAGAACUGCAAUGCAGCUAGUCUCCUUCUGUUUCUACACCGUGUCGUAGAUGUAUUCAAACAUUAUUUUGAAGAGUUAGAAGAGGAAUCCCUCCGUGAUAAUUUUGUUGUAGUGUAUGAGCUACUUGAUGAAAUGAUGGACUUCGGUUAUCCUCAAUAUACUGAAGCAAAAAUUCUCAGUGAGUUUAUAAAAACUGAUGCAUAUAGGAUGGAGGUUACACAAAGGCCUCCAAUGGCAGUUACAAAUGCUGUGUCCUGGCGUAGUGAAGGGAUACGCUACAAGAAGAAUGAAGUGUUUUUGGAUGUCGUUGAGAGUGUAAAUAUACUUGUAAACAGCAACGGGCAAAUAGUGCGGUCAGAUGUUGUUGGUGCACUGAAGAUGAGGACAUAUUUGAGUGGCAUGCCUGAGUGUAAGCUUGGUCUGAAUGAUAGAAUGUUGCUGGAAGCACAAGGGAGAACUACGAAGGGGAAGGCCAUUGAUCUAGAUGAUAUCAAGUUUCAUCAGUGUGUGCGCUUGGCCCGAUUUGAAAAUGAUCGCACUAUAUCAUUUGUACCUCCAGAUGGAUCUUUUGAUCUUAUGACCUAUAGACUUGGUACUCAGGUAAAGCCUCUCAUAUGGGUAGAAGCUCAAGUGGAAAGACAUUCUAGGAGCCGUAUGGAAAUUGUGGUUAAAGCACGGAGCCAGUUCAAGGAACGAAGUACUGCAACUAAUGUUGAAAUUGAGUUACCCGUGGCAACGGAUGCUACAAAUCCAAAUGUCCGAACAUCAAUGGGAUCAUCUACUUAUGCACCUGAAAAAGAUGCACUGAUUUGGAAAAUAAAAUCUUUCCCAGGUGGUAAGGAAUAUAUGUUGAGAGCGGAGUUUACUCUUCCCAGUAUUACAGCAGAAGAAUCAGUUCCUGAGAGAAAAGCUCCUAUACGUGUAAAAUUUGAAAUACCUUAUUUUACAGUUUCGGGUAUACAGGUUCGCUACUUGAAGAUUAUUGAGAAAAGUGGCUAUCAGGCUCUUCCAUGGGUGAGAUAUAUUACUAUGGCUGGUGAAUAUGAGUUAAGACUAGUAUAAGGUCAAGCGCAGAUGGUGUUUCCAGCCAAUUGAGUUUGUUAGCAGGCCUCAAGUAACAAGUUCUAAAACUCUCAGCCCGUUUCGCAAAAGGCAACUGCUCGUUCACUCUGGAUAGCAACAUAUUUUUGGGGGCCAGUUUUGUUGUUUAUUGUAUUUGACUCUUACAUGUGAUGGUGUUCAUUUGCUUGUAUCAUAGCUUUUAACGAUUAGUCUCAUAUCAAAUAUUUCGUCAAGGCAGAUUCCCAACUAUCUACUGCUUUGUAUGUCUUGGUCUCGUAACAAAUGAUUGAUGUUAACAACAUUGGCAUUUUGUUGUUAUAUAUUUGAUGGUGGGAGUUUCUUUUUUA
This is a messenger RNA of Capsicum annuum, 1822 nucleotides long. RefSeq names its product AP-1 complex subunit mu-2. The transcript has 11 exons. The record is from RefSeq and is a predicted model, not a curated record. Gene Ontology annotation, cellular component: cytoplasmic vesicle; clathrin adaptor complex. NCBI's taxonomy places the organism in Eukaryota, Viridiplantae, Streptophyta, Magnoliopsida, Solanales, Solanaceae. The coding region runs from base 195 to 1475 and encodes 426 amino acids. Gene Ontology annotation, biological process: vesicle-mediated transport; intracellular protein transport.